GGUACUCGCCGUCAAGCCUUUUGCCCAAGCAGGAAAGAAAAAAAAUCGCCUUUGGGCUGAAAUUGCCGAGAAUCUAAAUGCCUGUGGAAAGGGUUUCCUUGUCCACGACCGCCUCUGUCGUGAACAUGUAGACCUGCUUAUGAAGAAAUUCAACAAGGACGAUCACGAAAGUAGAAAGAAGUCUGGUGUAAAUGAGAACUUCGACGAGCUGACGCAGCUCCUGCAGGAGUUAAAAGAACUUCAAGCUGAGCAAGAGAAAGAGGUUUCGGUGAAGAAGGAUACAGAAAAAGCGAAGACGGAGAAGGUUCGAACGAACGCCCUAAAGGGGUUUGGAAAAAGACCAGCAUCCACAGAAGAUGAAAAUGAACCAAACCCGGGUCCAUCAACCGAGUCUGGUCCUUCACCGAAGAUGAGAAAGAAACCGAAGGAUGACACGCUCAUCUAUCUUUGAAAAAAAGUGUGAAAAUGAGGUGGAGCUAAAAAGGGAAGAAUUGGCAAUGCGACGGGAGGAGAUGGCUAUCGAAAGGAGAAAAAUAGAACUCGACGAAAAAAAGCAGGAAUUGGAAAGGAAGGAAAGAGAAAGCCGAAUGGCAUUGGAAGCGGAAGAGAGAAGAAUAAUGAUGAACGUUUUAAAGAAACAGCUUGGUCUAUAACUGAUUGUACGAUAUG
This is a messenger RNA of Lineus longissimus, 669 nucleotides long. RefSeq lists its product as uncharacterized. The coding region runs from base 140 to 451 and encodes 103 amino acids. Lineage: Eukaryota; Metazoa; Nemertea; Pilidiophora; Heteronemertea; Lineidae. The transcript has 3 exons. The record is from RefSeq and is a predicted model, not a curated record.